This is a messenger RNA of Acipenser ruthenus (sterlet), 2424 nucleotides long. RefSeq names its product cyclic AMP-dependent transcription factor ATF-4-like. The transcript has 3 exons. Gene Ontology annotation, molecular function: DNA-binding transcription activator activity, RNA polymerase II-specific; RNA polymerase II transcription regulatory region sequence-specific DNA binding. The coding region runs from base 313 to 1965 and encodes 550 amino acids. Gene Ontology annotation, biological process: regulation of transcription by RNA polymerase II. Lineage: Eukaryota; Metazoa; Chordata; Actinopteri; Acipenseriformes; Acipenseridae. The record is from RefSeq and is a predicted model, not a curated record. Gene Ontology annotation, cellular component: nucleus.
CGCCUCUUUCCAUUCCUUUCACAACAGCGAGAAAAAUGCGGCGAUAUUAAGCGGAAAAAAACACGACUCGCUCAAAAACUUGAAAAAUGGCUUUAUAGCGGCGAGCGCAACGGCAGAACUAACAGCGGCACAAACAACAGUGCAGCGCAUUUUAUUUGGCAAACAUGGCGUCCCUCGUGACAUUCCCCAGCAGCGCUGCAGUCGACAGCAAACUCUCCCGCCAGCUCGACAACUCCUCGUUUUCUCUCUCUCCGCGAGAUUCCUCUCGGAUAACGACAUCACCAGACUCCUUCCACAGCCGCACGUUGCACGAUGACCUCGUCCGCCGUGACCUCCGACCUCUUGGACUCCCUGCUCUGGGGGUCCCCUUCGUUUCUGACGGCUGAGCCCGAGGGGGGGGGCGCGGGGGGGCUCUUACUCUCCGGCAGCGGUGAUGAUGAUGAUGAGAUGUUUCAGUCACAUCUGAAGGAGUUUGGGUCCCCCUCUUCCUCCCCCCUGUCUCCCUCCUCUUUCUUCUCCUCCUCUUCCUCCUCCCCCUCCUCUUCCUCUCUGUUGCAAUGCCCCCUGGGUAAGGCCGUGGAGCCGCUUGAUUGGCUGUUGGAUCCCAUGGCAGGCGACUGCACUGAGGAUGCUUUCUCAGGCAUGGACUGGAUGGUGCAGAAGAUGGACCUGAGUGAGCUGGACCUGGACUCCCUGAUGGACCCCUGCGAUUCGGGGGCCCUCCCCAGCCCCCCCGAGGAUCUGCUCUCCUCCCUGGGGGGGAGCUGCGACCUGGACCUGGAGCUGGGGGGUUACCUGGCUUCCUUAACAGCAGAGCCCCACAGCGAUCCGUCCUUCAUACCAGAACCCCCGGCCGAACCGGAACCGCCGGUCGCCGUGGAGACCCUUCAGGAAGCCGUUACCCCGGGAGCGGGAUUCGUCUCGGAGCCCCUGUCCUCCUCCUCCUCCUCGACCCCAGCCCUAGAAGGACAAGUAGAAGGUCAUCAGUCUUUCUCUCUGGAGCUGGGCAGCGAAGUCGACAUCGACGAGGCCCAGGAGACGCGGACGGAGCCUGUGCUCCUGCUGUGGAAACAAGAGGCACAGACCCCAGAGACACAGCUACAAACGCAAGAGACGGAGCCCGUGCUCCUGCUGUGGAAACAAGAGGCACAGACCCCAGAGACACAGCUACAAACGCAAGAGACGGAGCCCGUGCUCCUGCUGUGGAAACAAGAGGCACAGACCCCAGAGACACAGCUACAAACGCAAGAGACGGAGCCCGUGCUCCUGCUGUGGAAAGAAGAGGCACAGACAAUGGAGAUCGAAGGGUACUGCUCGUCUGACACAGACAGCAGCCGCGGCUCCCCUGAACGCAGCCCCUCCCCCUCCUCCUCCUCUUCCUCAGAGCCCCGAAAAGCCCUGUCAGAAGCCGCUGAUCAUCCCUCUUUCUCUCAGGAGCUGGGCUGUGAAAUUGACAUCGACUCGGCCCAGGAGGCCCUGUCGGAGCCCGGGCUUCUGCCUUGGAAACGGGAGACCCAGGCGACGGAGAUCGAGGGGUACUGCUCGUCCGACACGGACAGCGGUCUGGGCUCCAGCUGUGGCUCCCCUGAACGCAGCCCCCCUUCCUCCUCCUCCUCCUCCUCCUCCUCCUCGGAGCCCCGCAGAGCAGCAGUCAAGCCUUACUCCCGCCCGACCCGAGAGGAGCAGGAGGUCUGCGUCUCCCUCUCCGGUCACGUCAAGUCCACCGACAAGAGGAAGAUGAAGAAGAUGGAGCAGAACAAGACGGCAGCCACCAGGUACCGGCAGAAGAAACGUUCUGAGCUGGACCGCCUGCGGGGGGAGCGGGAGGCGCUGGAGGAGAAGAACCGGGCGCUGGGAGAGAGGGCAGAGGCCAUCGCCACGGAGAUCCGCUACUUGACGGAGCUCAUGAGGGAAGUGAGGGAAGCCCGGGGCAGGAGACUCCAGCAAGGCAAAGGCUCAGAGUGAGGCUGGAAUAGGAGUAGCAGAAAUCACGGUAGCAGAAAUAGGAGUUUUCUUUUUUUGACACAUUAGACAGACAGACGUUUCCUCUAUCCCUAGCUUUUCAUGCAGUCUCGGUAGGCUGGUGUGUGUGUUUCACAGCUGGUGCAGAAAGCAGAAGUCUCUGUGUCUUUCUUUCUUUCUUUCUUUCUUUCUUUCUUUCUUUCUUUCUUUCUUUCUUUCUUUCUUUCUUUCUUUCUUUCUUUCUCUCUCGACCAGCCUGAUUUUUUUAAUUUAUUUUUUUUGUUACACAGAAACUAUUCAAGCACUCUAUCGCUGAAUUCAGAAAUACCAGAAGUUGAUUAACGGAUUCUGUCACAAAACCUUUUGAGUCGAUUCUCAUGUUCAUCUUUCACAUUUCGUUCGUCGACUUGUGUGUAUAUGUAUAUUUUGUGGUUAAUAAAAAAUUCUUAUCCUCAAUUCAAA